Messenger RNA from Tripterygium wilfordii, 2414 nucleotides. Its product is annotated as serine carboxypeptidase-like 27. Lineage: Eukaryota; Viridiplantae; Streptophyta; Magnoliopsida; Celastrales; Celastraceae. The coding region runs from base 826 to 2211 and encodes 461 amino acids. Gene Ontology annotation, cellular component: vacuole. The transcript has 9 exons. Gene Ontology annotation, molecular function: serine-type carboxypeptidase activity. The record is from RefSeq and is a predicted model, not a curated record. Gene Ontology annotation, biological process: proteolysis.
CCCUUCAUCAGAGGCAUAUUGACCAUAAACCCUCUAUCUACCCCCCAGUAUCAUUUCAAAAUUUCAAACCCACCUCAUCAUCUUCUGGCCUAACAGUAUUUUAAUCUCUUGCUUAAAAUAGUGUUCAGCUUCUGUCAUCAUGUCAUUCUCUUUUGGCCUUUUGGGAAUAACAGUUAACGCUAGAUUCAUAAAUGUAUUAGACUAUUAGUAUUAUAAUGGUUUUUAAUUUCUUAGUAAAGUAUUCCUUCUCUUCAUUUAAUUUGUUAAUAUGGUCGAUUAAAAGCUGUUGAACUUUUUGAUUUGUUAGAAAAUGUUCUUGGUAUUAAGGGAUGGGUAGUUUAGAAACAAAGCGCAUGUGCACAGCCAACCUGUUCGGUCAAAUGCCUGAUAGAAGAAAAUGCGAGAAAGAGAAGAAAAAUCAAAGCUUUGAUUAUUGACAGAUGCAGAAACGUUACAAGUUGCAUGGAAUCAGGCUAUUCACACUCCGCACGACUAAUUUAUGACAAUUGGGAUUGUUGUUGUGAAUUGAAUGCCAAAUCUUAGAAUUUAUAGUCCUCAAUAAUUCUCCCCGUUUGGGCUGCCUUCCAUUUAGUUUAGUGGGAAGGCAGAGAUAUUUUGGGAUCUGGGUUUGUUUGAUAGCAUUUCUUGGUUUUAAUCCCCGAGAAAUCAAGCUUUGACUUGUAUUGAGAGACUCAGCAUCUUGCCUCUCUUUACUUGAGUUACUUCCUUGCUCUCUUUAAAACUUCUUCCAAAACCAGUUACUUUUGUGGGUUCUGUUUGAAUUUUUUUUUUGGCUUCUUGAUUGAUUGAUUGAUUGAUUCAUUAAUGGACCGUUAUCUACUCAUUGUCAUUUGCCUUUUGUCUCUUCCACUCUAUCCCUGCAUAUCAUCUUCUCUCGGAGAUCAAGCCAGAGACAGAAUCACUAGUUUACCAGGGCAGCCAAAGAAUGUUGACUUUGCUCAGUACUCUGGGUAUGUAACUGUGAAUGAGCAGGCGGGGAGGGCAUUAUUUUACUGGUUGAUUGAGUCCCCAGCAAGUAGAGGAGCAGCAUCAAGACCACUUGUAUUGUGGCUCAAUGGAGGCCCUGGUUGCUCCUCUGUUGCUUAUGGUUCUGCAGAAGAGAUCGGACCUUUUCGCAUUAGGCCUGAUGGGAAGACACUUGAUUUAAAUCCCUACUCUUGGAACAAAUUGGCAAAUUUGCUAUUUCUCGAAUCUCCAGUUGGUGUUGGUUUUUCAUAUACAAAUACUACAUCAGAGUUGUACACCAUGGGUGACCAGAAAACAGCUGAAGAUGCUUAUACAUUUCUGGCAAAAUGGUUAGAAAGAUUUCCACAGUACAAGCAUAGAGAAUUCUAUAUUGCCGGAGAAAGUUAUGCAGGUCACUAUGUUCCACAGUUAUCUCAGAUAAUUUAUGAAAGGAACAAGGGGGUUCAGAAUCCAAUUAUUAAUUUUAAGGGAUUUAUGGUUGGAAAUGCUGUGACCGAUGAUUACCAUGAUUAUGUUGGCACAUUUGAGUACUGGUGGACCCAUGGUUUAAUAUCGGAUUCCACGUACAAAAGUCUUCGAGUCUCCUGUGACUUUGGAUCCUCUCAGCAUCCAUCAACAGAAUGCAAUAGGUUCCUGGAUAUUGCAGAAACGGAGCAGGGGAACAUUGAUCCAUAUAGCAUUUACACUACUCCUUGCAAUAAUACUGCAUCUCUAAGGCGCAACCUAAGGGGUCAUUAUCCAUGGAUGUCCAGAGCAUAUGAUCCCUGCACUGAAAGGUACUCUGAGGUGUACUUCAAUCGCCCAGAUGUUCAGAAGGCACUCCACGCAAAUGUAACUGGGAUUUCUUAUUUGUGGAAAACAUGCGGCGAUAUUGUCGGAAAUUACUGGGCAGAUUCUCCACUUUCUAUGCUUCCUAUAUAUCAAGAACUUAUUGCUGCUGGCUUCAAGAUAUGGGUUUUCAGUGGAGAUACUGAUGCAGUAGUUCCAGUGACUGCAACUCGUUACUCUAUUGAUGCGCUGAAGUUGCCAACAGUGACCAACUGGUACCCGUGGUAUGACAAUGGCAAGGUCGGUGGGUGGAGCCAAAUAUACAAAGGGCUCACCUUUGUGACAGUAACUGGAGCAGGACAUGAGGUUCCACUCCAUCGCCCUCGACAAGCUUUCAUUCUUUUCAGAUCGUUUUUGGAGAACAAGCCCAUGCCCACCGAGCUAAAUUCCAUUUGAACAAGCUCAUGCCAAGCUAAGUUUCAUCUGCUUCUAUUCACCCGUCUCAGUGAAUAAAAUUAUAGAAUUGCUCAUAUACAGAGGACAAGGAAGAAGAUAAAAGAGAAGCAUUCUGCUCAAGUGCACUCUCCAUUCCUUCAGAUGUCUAUGAAUUCAAAAGUUGCAUAAAAGUAUUGAUGACAAUAUAUAUAUAUAUAAUAAAU